Messenger RNA from Tetrahymena thermophila SB210, 3950 nucleotides. RefSeq lists its product as hypothetical. The transcript has a single exon. The record is from RefSeq and is a predicted model, not a curated record. Lineage: Eukaryota; Ciliophora; Oligohymenophorea; Hymenostomatida; Tetrahymenidae.
UAAUUUUAAAAAUUCUUUCGAGGAAUAUCUUUUGAAAAAAUAGAGAGAAUUAAAAUAAGGAGAAUUAUGCAUUAACUUGAGAUAAAGUUGGUUAAUAGUUAAUUUAUUUUCUUCUGUUAAAAAUGUAAACAGUGAAUAAUUUUAAUCAAUUAUUACUUCUUUUCUAAAUGAAUUGAUAAAUUUCGCAAUGGAAAAUAUUGGCGAAUAAUAAUAAUUAACCGAAAUAAUUAAAAUACUCGGGUAAUUGUUUGGAAUGACUUUUGUCAAUCAACUAACUGAAAAACUUUGGGAAAAUAUUAAAGUUUUGAGAUAACCAAAUUUAACAAGAUAUUAAGAAAAACCUUUAGAAAAACCAAAUAAAAAAAUAAACCAAAAUUUGGUAAAUUGGUAUCAUAAUUACAGAAUGUAAAUUGAUCCUGCAUUUUCAAGAUUUGUAAAAUUAAUCAAUUGAUUAAUCAUCUUUAUAAAAAAUUGUUAAAUAUUUUAACAAAAUGAAAAUUUUAUAUUGUGAAAAAUUACGAUUAUUAUUAUUACAUAUAAAAAAUUUUAAAAAAGAAAAAAAAAGUUAAAUGAGCAAACAUAACGAUACGUAAGGAAAUUGGUAACCAGGUAAAAAAACACAAAGUAGAAAUACCGAUCUUUUUGAUAUCGCACUUCCCAGCGAAAACUAUAAAAAAAUUUAGAUCAGGUAAUCAGACAAUAAAUCUCUAGACAAUGAAUUUCUAGGCAAUGAAUCUCUAGAUGAAGAUUUUCUAGACGAUGAUUUUUUAGAAGAUUAUUCAGACUAUAGUUUAAACCUUUAAAUACAAUCGUUUUAACAAAUUUAAUAAUAGUAACAAUAAGCUAUGAAAGAUCUGCAAAAAUUUAAUCUUCGUGAAGCAGAAAAAACCAGAGAAGAUACUUUUUUAAUUAGAAAAAUAAGAGAAUUUAAGAAAAGAUGCGGAAUUGCAGAAAUUAGAGAAGAAGGAUAAGAAGGAUAAGAAGAAUAAGAAGAGUAAAAACAAUCUCAAGAAACAUCAUAGACGUAUUAAAUGUAAUUGAAGCGCGGAGAAACAACAAUUUUUCAUCUCCCUUAUUAAUCAGCAGGUAAGAACACCGAUCCUUUUGUGACAAAUGUUGUCGACAUAAAUAAGGAUUCUAGCAUGAUAGAAGUUGGUAUUUAUCCCAAAGAUUAUUCCAUUGAACACCUUGAUCCAUUUUCGAAAUUUUCUUACAUGUAUUUUUACAAAUACUAUUUUGAUCAACUCUUUUUAGAUAAAGAAUUAAUCUAAUUAAUCGAUGGAGAACAUUAAAAAUUAAUAAAUGGUCAACUUUUGGAAGGCUAAUUUUAUGACUUGUUUAGUAGACAUUUUCCAGAAAAAACUUGGGGAUAAAUUAAGGGCAAGUUAUGGAAUAAAAAUAAUUUUCUCUAAAUUAUUAUGGAUUAUUUUGAACAAUAUGCACACUAAUACGCACUAGCUCAGCAUAAUUGUUUUGCUAGAUUGAUUUCAAAUAAUCCAAAUAAUUAACAAGCAAAGGCUUUUAUUUAAACAAUAGAAACUGUUAUGAAAAUUAACGAUUUUCUAGAUUAAAGUUCAGAAGCUUAAGGUUUUGGCACAACUAUUCAAAAUUACUCUUCCAGCUUUCAGAAAAAGUUUGUUAUUGGAUCAAAAGAUUAAAUAGCUAACUUGUUAAUAACAAAAUAAAAAUUAUUGUGCGAAAGUAUGAUUAAAUCUCAAAAUAAUUUGAAAGAUUUUUUCAAUCCAUAAUAAAUUAUGGAAUAAUAUUACGAGAUGUAAUAACAACUUUUAGAAAAUAAAAACAGAAAAGAAAAUAAUAGCAGAUUUUAAAAACUCAUUUACGACAUAGGAAAAAGCAACGAAUCUGUUCAAGUCGUCCAAGUUGGUUAAUGCUAUUAUUCGAAUGAUGACAUGCAUAUUUACAACGCAACAAAUAUGAAAAUCGACAUUAACGAUCCAACCAUUUUAAAAGAUUUGAUUGGAAAUAAAAGUUCUUGGAAAAAUAUCCAUCUUGUCACUGCGACAAUAAGAGAGAAAAAACAAUUCGUUAAAUAUGUUAAAGAUUAUUUCGAAUCUUCAAAAACAUUUAAGCAAUAUGAUUGCGAAAAGAUUUUCUAUUGUUCAGAAAUGGAUAAUAACAAAUUCAACGAACUAAUGAGCAGAUCUAAUCCUUUUACAGUAGAAGAACAAAGUUAAGACGAAAAUGGUAUUUUAAUCAGAGAAUACGAAGGAGAAAAAAUAAUAAUUGUCAAAGACUCCACUAUCAAAAGAAAAGGUAUGAUAUUGAAAUUGGAAGACAAUAAUUAAGAAAAAUAAAAAUUUGAUGAGGCUAAAUUUCCAAAUUUUGAUUAGCUAUUAUCUAAUUGUUUAAAUAAAAAUACAACAAUACGUUAAAUAAAACAAUUGACAAACCCAUCAAGAAUUAUGAAAUUGACUUAUGCGAAAGUAGUUGAUUAUCAUAACUUAUUUUCUAUUACCGAUUCUCUGACUUCCAAGCAAGAAAUGAAUAACUUUGAAAAUAAAAAAUAAAUGCAAGAAGAAGAAUAUUAACAAGGAUUUGAUAGUCUUGAAAGCUCUUUUAUUGACGAGCAAAUGGAUGAUUCUUCAGAAGAAGAAGAAAGUAAAGAAAGAUCAAAUCCAACCAAAAAAUUGUUGAAACCUUAAAUGGUUGAAGAUAGAAUGGUUAAAACAAAAGAAAUUUCAGCGAUAAAUGAUUUUUCUAGUGACUUAAAUUGCUGUUAUCUCGCCGAGCCAAUAGUCAAUGCUUUUAAGUAGAUGAGCACUGGCUUGCUUCUGGAAAAUAAAUAUGUGUUUUAUUUCGGUUUGAAAAAAUUAAUAACGAAGAUAAUUGGUUCUGUUUGCCCUCCUAUAGAAUCAAAAGAUUACACAAAAUCUAAAGAUUUCUAAAAUUUUAAAGAAUUUAUAAAAGCGGUUUUCUAUGGUAGUAAUACCAAUAGAAAAAAAGAAAUAAAUGAAUUUAACAUACAAAGUUUGAGAUCUGUUCUAAUUUAACAAUCUAGAACAGCUCUGAGAUUAUUUAGCUAAUUGUAUGGAACAGAAAUAAACUUUUAUUUAUGCGAAUAAAUUAGUAAUGGUCUUUAAUAAUUUGAAUUUGAUAUCAAUCAGGAAAAAAACGGAGAACGUUUAUUUUUGUCAGGAAUCACUAUUUAAUGGGAAAGAUUAUUUUCCGUAGACGAGAGAGUUGUAAAAUCAUUUAAUAAAACUUAUGCAAAACUUUUGAUUUACACAAAUGUUGUUGCAUAAAUGUGUAACAGAUUUUAAAAUGAUGAAAAUAAUCAGGCUUUCUUGAGCGAAUAUUCCUAGAGAAUGAUAAAAAAAUUGUCAUUAAUUUUAUUCCCUCAUAGAAGAUCAACUAAAAAAAUGGAUAAUAUUGAUCUUUUUUAAUUUUUUAUGAUAUCUGCUGAAAUUUUUGCUUUGUUGUAAGGUUUCAACAACAUUAGAGAAAUCUUUUAUGAAUAAGCAAAGAUACAAGAAAACAAGGAAAUCUAGAAAAUGUUAGAAAGAGGAAAAAUACAACCUAUAAGAAUAAAUAAGUAUUUCUACUUAUCUAUGUUCAGUGGCUUCAGAAUAAAAUUAAUAAUUGCACCGCUUUAUUUAUAUCCAUUAAAAGGUGAAGAGCCCUAGAUAGAACCAGAACAUAGAAGACAUCUUAAAGAUUUCAAAAAAGAGUAAUAACAUGAAAAAAAGUUAUAACGUGAAAGAUAGUUAUAAUUUGAAUAGUAAUAAUUUGAAGAAUAGUAAUAACUUGAAAAAUAGUUAUAACUUGAAAAAUAGAAAUAAUUUGAAGAAUGGUAAUAAAAUAAAAAGUAGUAAUAACCUAACCGCGUAUCCGACUCAUCAAAAAUUAUCAGGGCGACGAAUAAAACUGAUACUAAUAGAUUAUCGUCUAACAAUCCUGGUAAUAUUCUCAGGAGUAAUAAAAAAAAUUGA